AUUCCAAGACAGAUCAACACAUUAGAUUACAUCACUCACUAAUCAUUUCAAAGAGGUCUGAUCUCAAUAUCUCAUACACAACAUUAUCAUAAAUCAUGGAUUCCAAGAUGUCUAACAAGAUCUGUGAGAUUGUUAAGCUGCAGCAGAUUCUGAAGAAGUGGAGAAAGGUGGCCAGCUCCAAGAAAACCAGCCCUGGUGGAGGGGGAGGAAAGAGCAUCAAGUUCCUUAAGAAAACGCUGUCGUUUUCUGAUCACAAUGCUCUGCAAGGGAUGGCUAGGGACAGUGCUGUCCCGAAAGGGUCCCUGGCUGUUUGUGUGGGAGAGGAGAUGAAGAGAUUUGUGAUCCCUAUGGCCUAUUUGAGGUGUCAGGCAUUUGACAUUCUGCUGAAAGAAGCAGAAGAAGAAUUCGGGUUCCAGCAAGAAGGUAUUCUGAGGAUUCCAUGCCAGGUUUCGCUAUUUGAGGAAGUUAUCAAGCUGUUGGAUGAGAAUCAAGAUGCAGAGGUCAUUCAAGAUUAUGUGUUUACUGCAGGCAACAACACAAUGGCAUGCAGCUUAGCAGAAAGCCCGAUAACUAACACUCACCGUCCACAAAGUCCAGUAUGCAGAUAACUCUAGAGUUGAGACUUGUCAGUUCUCAACCUGCUUUGUUUUUUAUGCUGAAGCAAUUAGAGAUCGAGGGAGGCUAUGUUCAUCAUUCUUACUUCUGAAUAUUUUUGUUUGAUCACGUGAAACAUGUAUCGUGUACAAAUAAUGAAAAUGCAUUCACUGUUUGAAUUAUA
Molecule: messenger RNA, 778 nt
Organism: Daucus carota subsp. sativus
Lineage: Eukaryota; Viridiplantae; Streptophyta; Magnoliopsida; Apiales; Apiaceae
Product: protein SMALL AUXIN UP-REGULATED RNA 51
Exons: 1
Coding region: 96-608 (170 amino acids)
Biological process (GO): response to auxin
Source: RefSeq, a predicted model, not a curated record